AUUUCUUUUCUCUUUUGUUCUUGAAUAAAUCAGUAUGUACAAUACAGAUAUUGUUGCACCUGGAGAGAAAGUAGAUAUUCACGACGAAUCGACAUACAACUAUAUUCCUUAUAAUGACAUCAAGGAUUCCUCUCCAAAUACUAGCUCAGACAGUUCUCCUUUUGAAAGGAAAAGACGUGUAUCGACUGCUCACAUUAUGCCCAACGAUUUUCCCGACAACCAAGUAGAGGAAUUUGCUUAUGACGAACUAGUAUCGAAAUGUGCUAGUUUCCUUGGUAGCCCUAUAGUAAACGAGAUAGUUACUCAGUUUGCAUCUAACGUGUUGACAAUCAUUGGUUCCCCUAAUGUAUUGGAAUCUAAAGAAGUGAAGCGUCGAUUGGAACAAGUAUUACCAACAAGCCAUGAAUAUAAAUAUCAUCGAGGCAUGGAAAUUCCUGAUAAUGAUUGUGUGAGCUUGUGUAGUCUAGCUGAUCGCGCUAUCAAUGUGCCUGUAGGAUCUCCUACAAAUGUUGAUAUUGUUGAUGAUGACAAUGACGAGGAAGAAGUAGAAGAACAGAACCUCCACGAUGUCUAUUAUGUUCGACAGCUCAAUAAAAACACUCAAGAACAUGAUAGAUUACCCAGACAGUUGCCUAGUUUUGUUGAAGUCAAUGAAGACUUGGAUAAGGCCAUUAUUGAGUAUGAUCUUGACGUUACACCCUAUGACAGUGAGCUGGAAGAACCACCCAUUCGAAUGCAAUUGGUUUAACAUGUGGCUUAUGUAGUCAAUGCAAAAUAAAAUUCUUUUUUUUUCUCUUU
Messenger RNA from Gilbertella persicaria, 798 nucleotides. RefSeq lists its product as uncharacterized. The transcript has 2 exons. The record is from RefSeq and is a predicted model, not a curated record. Bases 35 to 748 code for a protein of 237 amino acids. NCBI's taxonomy places the organism in Eukaryota, Fungi, Mucoromycota, Mucoromycetes, Mucorales, Choanephoraceae.